UCAGCCUAUAUAAGGCUCCCAGUCGGCGCUCUCGAUACACGCGCUUCAACUUCGGUUGGUGUGUGUCGAAGAAACCUGACUACGACCUGAGGAGACCAGCGAAGAGGGACCACCGAGCCUCGCGAAAGGUCCGCUGAGCGGGCUCGCGUCCGGAGCCACUCCGGGCUGCCGAGCACCCAGCGGAGCCCACGCCUGGCACAGGUGUGGGACCUCGUCCUUAGUGUCUUCGCAGAGGAGUCCUCGCGUGGUGAGUAUGCGAAACAAAAAGCUUCUGAAAACCAAAAGGCGAAAGGGUGGAAGAGGAGGCCAGGACCCAGGCCUCCAUCCCCACCGGAGUGAAGCUACACCUGGGAGGUCUCCUCCCACCCCACCUCUCACCCUGGGGCCCGACUGCCCACCUCCUCCUCCUCCUCCUCCCCCCAACGAUCCUGCCUCCCCCUCCAGCUCCCCCUGCAGCGGCCAGAGGGGCCAGUACAACCCCAACCUGGCCGAGCGAAGGCGGGAGGAUCUCUCUGAAGAGAUCAACAACCUCAGAGAGAAGGUCAUGAAGCAGUCUGAGGAGAACAACAACCUGCAGAACCAGGUACAGAAACUCACAGAGGAGAACACCUCCCUCCGCGAGCAGGUGGAGCCCGCCCCUGAGGAGGAGGAAGAUGACAUUGAGCUCUGCGGAGCUGCAGCCGCUGCCGCCCCAGCCACUCCGAUCGAGGAGGAGAGCCCAGAAGACCUUCCCGAGAAGUUCGACGGCAAACCCAGACAUGCUGGUGCCUUCAUGGCCCAGUGCCAGCUCUUCAUGGAAAAGAGCACCAGAGAUUUCUCCGUUGAUCGCGUGCGCGUCUGCUUCGUGACAAGCAUGAUGACCGGCCGUGCUGCCCGCUGGGCCUCCGCCAAGCUCGAGCGAUCCCACUACCUGAUGCACAACUACCCAGCCUUCAUGACCGAAAUGAAGCACGUCUUUGAAGACCCUCAGCGGCGCGAGGCUGCCAAACGCAAGAUCAAGACGUGCGCCAAGGCCAUGGGGUCAGUCAUCGACUAUUCCAACGCUUUCCAGAUGAUCGCACAGGACCUGGAUUGGAAUGAGCCCUGCCUGAUUGACCAGUACCACGAGGGCCUCAGCGACCACACAUCGGAGCUGUCGCGCCUCGAAGUCGCCAAGUCGCUCUCCGCACUGAUCGGCCAGUGCAUCCACAUCGAGAGAAGGCUGGCCCGGGCAGCUGCCGCCCGCAAACCGCGCUCCCCGCCACGUGCGCUGGUGAUGCCUCACGUCAACAGCCACCACCAGGUAGAUCCGACCGAGCCCGUGGGAGGUGCCCGCAUGCGCCUGACCCAGGAAGAAAAAGAAAGACGCCGAAAGCUGAACCUGUGCCUCUACUGUGGGAAUGGAGGUCACUACGCCGACAACUGUCCUGCCAAGGCCUCCAAGGCUUCGCGCGGGAAACUCCCCGGCCCCGCUGUAGAGGGACCUUCAGCGACCGGGCCGGAAUUAAUAAGGUCCCCACAAGAUGAUGCUGCUUCAUCGCCACACUUGCAAGUGAUGCUCCAGAUUCAUCUUCCGGGCAGACACACCCUGUUUGUCCGAGCCAUGAUCGAUUCUGGUGCUUCCGGCAACUUCAUUGAUCACGAAUACGUCGCCCAGAAUGGCAUUCCUCUGAGAGUCAAGGACUGGCCAAUACUUGUAGAAGCGAUUGAUGGACGUCCCAUAGCAUCGGGCCCAGUUGUCCAUGAAACGCACGACCUGAUCGUCGACUUGGGAGAUCACCGUGAGGUGCUGUCAUUCGAUGUGACUCAGUCUCCGUUCUUCCCCAUCGUCCUAGGGGUGCGCUGGCUGAGCACACACGAUCCCAACAUCACGUGGAGCACCCGAUCGAUCGUCUUCGAUUCCGAAUAUUGCCGAUCAUGCCGGAUGUACUCUCCGAUACCACCCCAGCUCCCACCACCAGCACAACCAUCAUUCUAUUACCCGGUGGAAGGAUACAGAGUUUACCAACCCGUGAGGUAUUACUACGUCCAGAAUGUGUACACUCCAGUAGAUGAAAACGUCUACCCAGACCACCGUCUGGUUGACCCCAGCAUAGAAAUGAUCCCUGGAGCACACAGUAUUCCCAGCGGACACGUGUACUCACUGUCGGAACCCGAAAUGGCAGCUCUGCGAGAUUUUGUGGCCCGAAACGUGAAAGAUGGGCUCAUUACUCCCACUGUCGCACCCAACGGAGCCCAAGUUCUCCAAGUGAAAAGGGGGUGGAAACUGCAAGUUUCUUACGACUGCCGAGCUCCCAACAAUUUCACCAUCCAGAAUCAGUAUCCUCGACUCUCUAUUCCAAAUUUAGAAGACCAAGCUCACCUGGCGACGUACACUGAAUACGUACCUCAAAUACCAGGAUAUCCGACCUACCCUGCAUAUGCCACGUACCCGACCUACCCAGUAGGAUUUGCCUGGUACCCCGUGGGGCGAGAUGGACAGGGGCGAUCGCUCUAUGUCCCUGUGAUGAUCACCUGGAAUCCGCAUUGUACCGCCAAGCCACCGGUGCCCCAGUACCCACCGCCACAGCCGCCGCCGCCACCCCCACCGCCGCCGCCACCGCCGUCUUACAGCACCAUGUAAAUACGCAUCAUGUCCUUCAGGAUCUCUGCCCUCGAAAUGAACUCCUGUUUAGCUUCUCAAUCAGUGACUGCGUGCUAAAUUGGGCUAUUGCACCUUCAGACCAACCUGAGGCACAGGUUUUCUCUGA
This is a messenger RNA of Balaenoptera musculus (blue whale), 2729 nucleotides long. It is a transcript of the gene PEG10, whose product is annotated as paternally expressed 10. Lineage: Eukaryota; Metazoa; Chordata; Mammalia; Artiodactyla; Balaenopteridae. The record is from RefSeq and is a predicted model, not a curated record. Gene Ontology annotation, cellular component: cytosol. Gene Ontology annotation, molecular function: nucleic acid binding; zinc ion binding.